AUGAACCAAAAGUCCAAGAAGGUGCAUGCUACUCCUCAAGUAGAACUAAAAUCAUAGAAUCCCUUAAGAUAAAUACGCAUAGAUACUUACGGUUAGCAAAUCUUGAGAGGAUAAAAAAAUCAUAAAAUUGCAUUCAAAGAACAUAUUAAAACAAUUUACGUGGUUGAGAAUUGGAAAUUGUACAAUCUUGAUCAUGUUGAUAAAGAUGACGAUUCUUGUCCAUGUUAAUUAGUUUGA
Messenger RNA from Paramecium tetraurelia, 237 nucleotides. RefSeq lists its product as uncharacterized. The transcript has a single exon. NCBI's taxonomy places the organism in Eukaryota, Ciliophora, Oligohymenophorea, Peniculida, Parameciidae. The record is from RefSeq and is a predicted model, not a curated record.